This is a messenger RNA of Cucurbita moschata (crookneck pumpkin), 1110 nucleotides long. RefSeq names its product putative protein TPRXL. NCBI's taxonomy places the organism in Eukaryota, Viridiplantae, Streptophyta, Magnoliopsida, Cucurbitales, Cucurbitaceae. The transcript is spliced from 4 exons. The record is from RefSeq and is a predicted model, not a curated record. The coding region runs from base 49 to 1110 and encodes 353 amino acids.
CACAAAUUCAAUCAAAUUCUGUUCAUUUUCUUGGGAAAAGAAGAGAAAAUGGAUACAACUUUUCAUUGGGAUGUGAAGAACAAAGUGAUAUCAAGAACAUCUUCAAUUGGUUGCUCUUCUCGCAGCAUUUACUAUUGUGGAACACCUGAAGGUGUCCCUUUCAAAUGGGAAACACAGCCAGGAACUCCCAAAGAUCCACCCCCUCAAGACAUGCUUCCGCCCCUCACCCCUCCCCCGGCGGUUCUCAGUCUCGGGUUACCGAAACCGUGCAUCGAACAACCGAAAACCCGACCUCGACCCCUGAUAAGGCUUCGGUUUUGGAGGAGAAGCAAGAAGAAUGGUAAGAGAGAUGCCCGAGCUAGAACUAUUGACUAUAGUAAUGAAGAUCGUUUUGGUAACCCUGAUAAGUUGGAGACGUUUUCGUUUCUUAGCUCUGAUUGUGAGUUCAUGACAUCGUCUCGGAAUUCUAUGUUGUCGUCGCCGUCGUUGUCUUUGUCUUCUUCUUCAUCACCAUCGUCAUUCUUCGAGUCGUUAACUGUACGUCGACGUCUGAGUUGUAAUGCUUGGCAAAUUAACCGGAUUCUAGCUUAUCGUUUUGGUCACCUUGAUAAGUUGGAGACGUUUUCAUUUCUUAGCUCUGAUUGUGAGUUCAUGACAUCGUCUCGGAAUUCUAUGUCGUCAUCGCCGUCGUUGUCUUUGUCUUCUUCUUCAUCAUCAUCGUCGUUCUUCGAGUCGUUAACUUUGGAAACGUUUUCGUUUCUUAGCUCUGAUUGUGAGUUCAUGGCGUCGUCUCGGGAUUCUAUGUCGUCGUCGUCGUCGUCGUUGUCUUUGUCUUCUUCUUCAUCACCAUCUUCGUUCCUUGAGUCGUUAACUGAAACAUUUAGAAUAUCAAUCAAUAAACGAGAGGUGCCCGAACAAGAACUAUUGACUAUAGUAAUGAAGAUCGUUUUGGUCACCAUGAUAAGUUGCUCUGAUUGUGAGUUCAUGGCGUCGUCUCGGGAUUCUAUGUCGUCGUCGUCGUCGUCGUUGUCUUUGUCUUCUUCUUCAUCACCAUCUUCAUUCCUUGAGUCGUUAACUGUACGACGACGUCUGAGUUGUAAUGCUUGGUAA